UCAAGCGAAUUGCAGCAUUCGGUGGUGUCUGUGCUAACGCGCGCUAGCGUAAAUAUUGAUGUGUAUUUUUUUUCAAAAAUAUAUUUUUUUAUUCAACAAUUUCAUUCAUCUUACUUGAAUAUUAAUAGUGAAAGAAUAAGAUUAAUGAGUAAUACUCCUGAGAAGAUAAAUCUACCUUCGUAUUGUCUGUGAGCGCGGUGAGCGCGACUGGUGGCGGCGUGGUCUCCGCGGAGUCGCAGUGUGCGCUGGCGCAACUGGUCGACAUGGUGCAGGAAGGGGAGGCAGGCGCGGGCGAUGGCCUGAUCGCGCCGCGCCGUUUACCGAAUCCCUAUCUCGAAAGCCCACAGCGCAUGGAUUUGCAUAGAGAAUUGCUCUUCAAUCAGAGGAUAGGAAAAAAUGUUCUUAAUCAAAAGAGCGAACUACAAAAGGCGCUUUCGAAACACAAAGAAAAGCAGAUUAUGAAUCAAGUGAAAGAACACAAGGAGACUCCAGAACUAGAACGAGCUAUAGCAGAAAGGGCACGUCGGCUGGAGCAGGCAGAACAAAGCACGGAGGAGGUGGAGACCGGCACCAACCCCACGCUGCAGGAGGUGCGCGCGCGUCUUCGACACGCAGCGCCAUCUCCCGCCGCCGGAGCGCAUUAAAACUGAAUUGUUUCCAUAUCGUAUAGCCACGAUCACGUGAGCCUACUAUCUCUUUAGUUAAACCAACGAAACACAGAUGGCGUUAUAUGCGCUUUAAUUUUGAAUCUGUAGAUUGUCCUUCGGUGAUCAUAAUAACAUUUCAUAAUUCUUUAAAACAGAAUUGAAUUACUUAGGUAACUAUAUGUUUGAAGAAAAGUAUUUUUUUAUGUAUUGUGUUUAGCGUGGGAGACUCAAUUUGAUAAUAAAGCUUAUAAAUCCUUAAGGUAACGCAUUCAUAAACGUGAGACAGGUGCCACAUGUGGUAUGAAGUGGAAAGAAAAUUAUGAAAUAAAGGGUAUUUUCGCAUAAAACUGUGGUGUGGUGUGAGCAAUGAGCAAGUGUUUGUGUGUGAAUGGUGUGCUUUGAUCGCCAAAGCUUGUAUCGUUAUUUUAUUUUGUAAGAUAAUUUUAUUAAGGCUUUAAUCUUUUUGUCAUCGAAUGUCACUGAAAGUGUCACAAAAUAAUCGAUAUAUAUAAGUUAUUGUACAGUUAUUUCAAAUCACGUAAUGUCAUGAAUCAUUUUUGAAAUUGAUAUGGUCGGAAAGGAACUUUUUAAGUCCCUAGCUUAUUUUUCACCUGCCAGUUAAAAUUCAGGAUUAUUACUUUUUUAGGGGUCUUUUUCGUUCAUUGAUUAAAAUUACUUACUUGUUUUUAUCAACGAUUAUUAUUAAUAUUAUUAAUAAUGAUAUUGAUGAACGAACGAUCGAACAAUCAUUGACUGAGGUAUCGACUGCGCGAGAUUUAAUAAUAAGGGUAAAUGUCGACUUCGAGCAAGAGAAAAAAUAUUUUUCUAAACUUUUUAAAGUCACAAACAUUUCGUCGUAGAGUUCAUUUGUAAACUUUUACUGUUCUCGUUAACCUCUGUAAUAUUUGUCUAAUGUAAACAUAUUUCGAGGUAGCAGCACUAUUAAACGUUAUCUUUUCAACCGCUGUAAGCUAUAUAAAUAUUUAUAUAAAACUGACUCAAAUGUGUUCAGAAUCUUUCAAACUUGAAGAAGUUAGGAAAUGUAAAAAGAUCACAAUCCUAAAAAGAAGGAUGCGACGUGUAUUUACACAAGAUUAUUUCACAAUUAAUAAUGGAUAAAAUUUAAAUGAUGAGUUUUGUAGUGCUGCAUUUUCCCGAUCAAAAUUUAUAUCUUAAGAGGUAAUUAGAGAAAAAUUAACUACUUAACUGUAGAACGUAGAUAGAUGUUGGCAAUUAUAGAAUGUAUGACUUAGAAUUUAUAACAUAACAUAUAUUCAUAUUCUAUCGACAAAGUAGAAAUCUUAUGAAAGUUAGCGUGGAUAAGUGUGAUUUAACAAUAUAGAGAUAUCCCAUGUACCCUGUUCUAUUAUUUUGUCCUCGUGAAUCUUUAGGGUUGGUUGUUUAUUACAUAAGAUUAUAGUUCAAUUGAUCAAAGCAUUAUAAGUAAAUUAAUCUAAUAUAAAUCAAAAUAAAGGAGUGAAAUAACAUAUUCAUUGAUAUUCAUAUUAUAAUCAACUUAGAAUUGAAAUGCUGGAAUCAUGAUUGCGAAAAUCUUUCUUUAGCCAUUUCUUUUUCGAAGUCGCGGAUACCAACAACAUAGUUCUUAAUGAAAUCUUAUGUAAUAAUUGACCGUCCCUCUCCGAGUGUUGCACCAAAUCAGCUGACCAACAUGUUCGAAUUUGAAGUGUUCAUAAACGUGAUAGAUGAGAAAUAUUUUUGUAAUUUUAUGUAAUAUCUGUAGUUACAAACAGUGAUACAAAGUCUAAUAGGUAAUCUUUAGGAACCCCAUGAACAUUACAAUAAUGUAGUAAUUAUUGAGUCACUAUUUUGCCAUUAUUUAUGCGGCGUUCUAAAUUAGACAUCAAAAUCUUCUGAUGAAAACCUUCGUUUGCUUUUCAAGUAAAACGAAACAUGAGUUUUGCGGCUAUAAUAAAGUUUGGUGUCUUAAAAGAUCGCAGUAAGGUUUUUUUAAAGUAAAGGGUAACUAGAGUUCCAAAGAAUGGGACCCCAUAUAUAUCUAUAUUUUUCCAAACAACAGAACUAGGCAUUUGAAACAACUUCAAUGCAGCUUAAGAAUCUCUAGAACAUUUUAUUCUUUGUACUUCUUACUUAUCUUUCUAUCUAUAAGAAGAUAAAAAUACGAGAUGGCUUAUAAUGUCCUUCAACAUUUUGCAGAAUUGCUUACAGAAAUAUUGUACAAUCUGAAAAGUUUGUAUGAAAUCAUUCUGUGCCUACGAUAAAAAGGUUUCGAUAUUGUAUGUAAAAGUGUAUUUUUGUUCUCUCCAUUGUGCCUAUUAAAUGUUGUUAUUUACUUUCAGAGUAUUAGUUAUUUACGGUUAUAAGGUAGAUUUUAUAGGAUGACGAUUCUCACAAAGAUAUGUACCAAAAUUGCACAUAAAAAUCAUUCCACUUGUUAUUCUUUCACUUGAGCAUUUAAUUUAUGUAAUUCAUGAGGUUUUGUUUUAAGAUUAUUGUUAAGUUGUAUUGUACAAAGUGGCAUCUUCUGUGAAGUUAUGUUUGUGCUUCAAGCCUCUUGAAGCUGUAAUUAAAGUGGCCAUUUAUUUGGAUAAUAUGUGUAUUAAAUAUAUUUUAAGUAAUGUACUCCUUGCAAUAAAUGAUUGACCGUGAACUGUACCAGAAAUUGAUAAGUUGCAUAGACAAAUAAAAUGUUUUAGCAUCAAAA
Messenger RNA from Amyelois transitella, 3330 nucleotides. RefSeq names its product protein FAM107B. The transcript has 4 exons. The coding region runs from base 264 to 644 and encodes 126 amino acids. Lineage: Eukaryota; Metazoa; Arthropoda; Insecta; Lepidoptera; Pyralidae. The record is from RefSeq and is a predicted model, not a curated record.